This is a messenger RNA of Trichoderma virens Gv29-8, 635 nucleotides long. RefSeq lists its product as uncharacterized. The record is from RefSeq and is a predicted model, not a curated record. NCBI's taxonomy places the organism in Eukaryota, Fungi, Ascomycota, Sordariomycetes, Hypocreales, Hypocreaceae. The coding region runs from base 13 to 303 and encodes 96 amino acids. The transcript has 2 exons.
GGCUUCUUCAACAUGGCCGGCGACAAGAUCCCGACUCUUCAGUCGCUUGAGAAACCAGAGCGGCUUCAGGACAUUUUGCGCCAGGACCGCGGCGACGACUGCUUGAGCUGCAAAGUCAUAGGAAGUGGUGCAUUUUUUUGUCUUGCGGGAUAUAGCUACUUCUCGGGCAUGUCACAGCUCGAAAAGCAACGGGCUGUCAUUCUUCAGAGCAAGUCGAUCUUCGGCAUGAGGAGCCGAAGGUUUGGCAUCGUCACCAUCUCGGCCGGUCUCGCAUGGAUGGGCCUCUGGAGGGCCCUUAAAUGAGCAUUGAGAUAUUGGUGUCUUGAUUUGCAAAAAGGGAUCUGUCUUGUACAUGCAUUGCAAAGAUAUGAUGAACGACCCCGGAUGAUGGAAUGAACUGCACUCUACUUUGGCGCCAUUCGCUCAUGAUACAUGCAUGAAUGGAAGUAAUGCAUCCGAAUGGCCAUGGCUCAUUGGAUUAAUAUCAACGGCUGCUUCUAUGUAUAUUAGUGUACUACCUUGUGUAUGAUUAAGCAGGAGCACAUGGAGAUGAUCUCUCAGAAAACGGCGCAGGCUAUCUCAAGGCAUGGGGAAAAAUCUAGGUAGAUAUAUGGAUGAACUCUUCUCUUCUCUCG